This is a messenger RNA of Arthroderma uncinatum, 1899 nucleotides long. Its product is annotated as extracellular elastinolytic metalloproteinase. Lineage: Eukaryota; Fungi; Ascomycota; Eurotiomycetes; Onygenales; Arthrodermataceae. The record is from RefSeq and is a predicted model, not a curated record. Gene Ontology annotation, molecular function: zinc ion binding; metalloendopeptidase activity. The transcript has 2 exons. Bases 1 to 1899 code for a protein of 632 amino acids.
AUGCACGGACUUUUGUUCGCCGGGCUCGCGGCAGCCUUGCCAUUGGGCGUAUUUGCUCACCCAGCUCGCCCACAAUCUGCUCUCAGCCCACGCGGUAUCGAUGUCAACGCAUAUCGAUUCACCUCCGCAGCCAAGUACUCUGAGCACAAGACCACUUCCCAGAUGACCCACGCCUUCACCUACUCCAAGGAUGAUGACUACGUCUCCACUGCCACCAAGCUGGUCAAGAGCACUUUCCCCAACAUGACCUUCCGCACCGUCAAGGACCACUACAUUGGCACCAACGGAAUCGGUCACGUCCACUUCAAGCAGACCGCCCACGGCCUCGACAUCGACAACGCCGACUUCAACGUCAACAUUGGACGUGAUGGCAAGGUCUUCACCUUCGGAAACUCCUUCUUCGAGGGAGAGAUCCCAAAGACCAACCCAAUGGUCAAGCGUGACUUCUCUGACCCCGUCAAGGCUCUCCACGGAGCUAUCAAGACCUUGAAGCUCCCAGUCAAGCCAGAGAGCGCUAAGGCUAUGCCAAUGGACGGAACCGAGUCCUUCAAGUUCGAGGGUACUUCCGGUGCUCUUUCUGAGCCAAUGGCCAAGCUUGUCUACAUCCAGAAGGAUGGCAAGCUUCACCUCACCUGGAGAGUCGAGACCGAUGUCGGUGACAACUGGCUCCUCUCUUACGUCGACUCCAAGGAGUCCGAGAAGGUCCACAACGUUGUCGACUACGUUGCUUCCGCCGACUACAAGGUCUUCGCCUGGGGUCUCAACGACCCAACUGAGGGUCAGCCCUCCAUGAUCAAGGACCCAUGGAACACCACCGGCUCCGGCUCUCCAUUCACCUGGCACGGAGACGGCCAGAUGGACUACACCGUCACCCGCGGAAACAACAUCGCCGCUCAGGACAACCCAAGCGGUGGUGAGCAGUGGGAGAACAACUACCGCCCCGACAGCCCCGAACUCAGCUUCGUCUACGACUACAGUGAGCAGAUGAGCCCAGAGGACUACAAGGACUUCGCCAUCACCCAAUUGUUCUACACCACCAACACCUUCCACGAUGUCCUCUACGCUCUCGGUUUCACUGAGGAGGCUGGUAACUUCCAGGCCAACAACGGUGACAAGGGUGGUGCCGGCGAGGACUUCGCCAUCUGCAACGCCCAGGACGGCUCCGGUACCAACAACGCUAACUUCGCCACUCCCCCAGAUGGCCAGAACGGCCGUAUGAGAAUGUACACCUGGACCACCGCUCAGCCAAACCGUGACGGUGAUCUCGAGGCCGGUAUUGUCAUCCACGAGUACGCCCACGGUCUUUCCAACCGUCUCUGUGGUGGCCCAGCCAACUCCAACUGCUUGAACGACCUUGAGGCCGGUGGUAUGGGUGAGGGAUGGGGUGACUUCUAUGCCACUGCCAUCCGUCUGAAGCAGGGAGACACUCACGACACUGACUACACCAUGGGCGAGUGGGCUGCCAACCAGAAGGGCGGUAUCCGUGAAUACCCAUACUCUACCAACAUGCAGACCAACCCCUACACCUAUGCUGAUGUGCAGGGAAUGAGCGAAGUCCACGGCAUCGGUACCGUCUGGGCCACCAUCCUCUACGACGUCCUGUGGAACUUGAUCGAUGAGCACGGCAUGAACCAGAACAUCAUGCCAAAGAUGGUCAACGGUGUCCCAUCUGAUGGCCGCAACCUCGCCAUGAAGCUCGUCCUCGACGGAAUGACCCUCAUGCCAUGCAACCCCAACUUCAUGCAAGCCCGUGACGCUAUCAUCGAUGCCGAUCAAGCUCUCACCCAGGGACAGAACAAGUGUGCUCUCAUGAAGGCCUUCGCCAAGCGUGGUCUCGGAAGCAAUGCUAAGCAUGGAUCCAAGCGCGUCAACAGCUUCGACGCCGGCCCAGGCUGCUAA